GUUUGUCACUUACACAUUGGCCAGGCUGGCAUCCAGCUGGGAAACGCCGCCUGGGAACUUUACCUGCUUGAGCAUGGUCUGAAGCCUGAUGGAUGUAUCGAUCCUGAGGCUACUGAUGAGGAGGCGAAGAGCGGCUCUUAUGAGACUUUCUUCACUGAGACCUCCAACGGCAAAUAUGUGCCCCGUUCUGUCUUCGUCGAUCUUGACCCCUCCACUAUUGACGAGAUUCGCUCCGGCACUUACCGUGAUCUUUUUCGUCCCCUGCAGCUAAUCAGUGGAAAGGAAGAUGCUGCAAACAACUAUGCCCGUGGCCAUUACACCGUUGGCAGAGACCUUUCUGGAGCUGUGAUCGACAGCGUUCGUCAUAUUGCCGAAAACUGUGAUUCCUUGCAGGGCUUCUUGAUCUUCCACUCCUUCGGUGGUGGCACGGGCUCUGGGUUUGGUUCGCUGUUGCUGGAUCAUCUCACCAACAUGUAUGGACGCAAGUCCAAGCUGGAAUUCUCGAUCUACCCUUCGCCGCGUACAGCCACGGCUGUCGUGGAGCCCUACAACGCCGUCCUGUCUACUCACAGUACCAUCGAGGAUUCCGACUGCACUUUCUUGGUGGACAACGAGGCUGUGUAUGACCUCUGCCGCCGCAGCUUGGACAUCCCGCGUCCUAGCUACGAGCACCUGAACCGACUCAUCGCGCAGGUGGUGAGCUCAAUCACCUCGAGCCUGCGCUUUGAUGGUGCGCUCAAUGUCGAUCUGGCCGAGUUCCAGACCAAUCUUGUCCCGUACCCGCGAAUUCACUAUCCUCUGAUUUCGUACGCUCCGGUGAUCGGCAACAGAAGCAGCUCUCACGAGAGCUUCAAGGUGCAGGACCUCACUUUCCAGUGUUUCGAGCCUCAAAACCAGAUGGUCAACUGCGAUCCACGGAAGGGCAAGUACAUGGCGGUGGCCCUUCUUUACAAGGGCGAUGUUGUUCCCCAUGACUGCACCAAGGCUGUCCAAGCUCUCAAAGCCAAAGGCACCUUCAGUCUGGUCGAGUGGUGUCCGACUGGGUUCAAACUUGGCAUCAACUAUCAGAAGCCUGUGCGUCGUCCCGACGAUGAACUUGCAGCAGUCGAUCGUUCACUCAGUAUGCUGUCCAACACGACUGCCAUCGCGGAGGCCUGGAGCCGUCUCGAUCACAAUUUCGACCUCAUGUACUCCAAGCGUGCAUUCGUCCACUGGUAUGUCGGCGAAGGGAUGGAAGAGGGAGAGUUCUCUGAAGCGCGUGAGGAUCUCGCGGCUCUGGAAAAGGACUACGAAGAGGUUGCUGAAGAGAGCGGGCCGGCGGAAGGAGGCGCUGAAUACUGA
Messenger RNA from Penicillium bovifimosum, 1341 nucleotides. RefSeq names its product tubulin alpha chain. Lineage: Eukaryota; Fungi; Ascomycota; Eurotiomycetes; Eurotiales; Aspergillaceae. Gene Ontology annotation, molecular function: structural constituent of cytoskeleton; GTP binding. Gene Ontology annotation, biological process: mitotic cell cycle; microtubule cytoskeleton organization. The transcript is spliced from 6 exons. The annotation marks the transcript as partial. The record is from RefSeq and is a predicted model, not a curated record. Gene Ontology annotation, cellular component: cytoplasm; microtubule.